AUGUUGACCUCAAGACAGGCUGAUCGGGAGCUGAAGAAGUUUGAGGAAGCACAACAGCCAUCGGCUGCGGAUUUUAUGCGUUUGAUCCAGUCGCAACAGGAGAGAUAUUUCAACAUUUCAUCUUUGCUCCUUUCCAUUACAAAAGAGGACGGCAAGUCUGAAACAAAGGUUCCGCCCGACAAGCAAUCCUUUCACUCAAUAUCAAUAAGGUGUGAUGAUGGAGCCGUCUUGGAAAUUUUAAUACGUGAAAACGAUAACUAUGUUGUUGGUUUUCGUGUAUAUCUCAACAUCGAGGCUAGGAAUGAAACCCCGUGGAGAACCUUUGGUGUGAAGUUGCCUAGCCGAUUGUGGGUAUCUGAGCCAACAAAGUAUAAGUCUCAACAUGGGGAACUGGAAAAGGUGCAAUUUGGUCAAGGAAUUCUCUUGAAAAUUGUCGAUUUUCUUAAAGAUCUUCAACGUCAUCCUGACCAAGAAAUGACAGACUUAGGCCAGAGAUAUGUUUGCACACUCUUCCUCUUGUUUGGCGAGGCACAGAGAUUUGCCAAGGCCAGGCAGUGGGUUCUUGAUGCUGUUGACAGUCCCAUUGCGUUGACGAACCUGUAUGGAGUUGUCAAAGACAGGAAUGGAGUUGUAUGUGGCUAUGUGGGAGGAAAGGAAUUUGUUGUUCAAGUACAAAGGAAGGUUUGA
Molecule: messenger RNA, 687 nt
Organism: Triticum turgidum subsp. durum (durum wheat)
Lineage: Eukaryota; Viridiplantae; Streptophyta; Magnoliopsida; Poales; Poaceae
Source: the annotation of a GenBank genome assembly